AUGAAUUCAUCACAACAAAUUCAGUCUGACAAGUCCAUGAAUCGAUGUGGCAGUUUCCACGAUUUAUUAGGAAUUGAGGACAAUUUUGAUGGUAAUGAAAAACAUGAAUUUUCUAAUGGUGCCGCAGCAAGUAGUAGCAACAGCGGAAUUGGUGCAGUUAAUCCUUUUGCUUCCCCCACUCAGCCUAAUGAUGAACAGUUACAACAGCUUGGAUUCGAACGAUAUUUUUCAGACCAAUUGCUUCACAUUGAGAAUGGUGAUGGCAUGUCUGGGGAGGAAACGUCACAACUGAAAAUUUUAGUAUGGGCUCAAUGGCAGCUCUUAUCGGAUGCAGAAAAGAAGAAAUAUAUUGACCUUUCACUCAAUGGUGACAUGACAGAGACAUCAUAUAUUGCUUCGUCACAACCACAACAAUCACAACUACCAAUACGUAGAGAUUCCAAGAAUUCAAUGGAUGACACAACCACUACAGGAAGUAACAUGUUAUUGUAUCCACAACCUAAUGCCACUAUUGCAUCCACUCUCUCAAACAAUAAUUAUAACAGUAAGAAGAGACCAUCUGUAAAUGAAUAUGAGGAUAAUGAUAAUGGAGAGCAUCAAGAUAAUGCAUCGAAGAGAGCGGAUCUUUCAAAUCGAGUGAAGAAACCUAUCAGUGGUUACAACAGCUUUGUGAAGAGUGUGUUCCCUACGUUUCAAGAACAGUAUCCAGAUGUGGAUAAGAAACAAAUUACCAAAUUGAUAGGUCAAAAGUGGAAGUCAAUGAGCGAAGAGGAGAAAAAACCUUACUUGGAAAUUGCAAAACAAGCUCAACCAAUUGUCAAGAAACCACUCAAUGCUUAUAAUAUUUAUUGCAAGGAAAAGUAUUCACAAUUUAAAGCGGAGAAUCCCACGCUCCCACCCAAUGAGGUGAGUAGAAUGGUCGCUCAAUCAUGGAAGAAUGCUAGCAAGCAAGAGAAGCAAACCUAUUUUGAAAUGGCAGAUCAAUGGAAGAAGGAUCAUGGCAUGCAGGAAACAUCUGCUGCUAAUGGUCAUGAAGGAUCUUCCACCGACGAUUUAAAACCAAAAACAAAGAAGAAAAAGACGUAG
This is a messenger RNA of Naegleria fowleri, 1086 nucleotides long. RefSeq lists its product as uncharacterized. The record is from RefSeq and is a predicted model, not a curated record. NCBI's taxonomy places the organism in Eukaryota, Heterolobosea, Eutetramitea, Acrasida, Naegleriidae. The transcript has a single exon. Bases 1 to 1086 code for a protein of 361 amino acids.